CCGCGAGUCGGCGGACCGCCUCGGUGUGCGCCCCGCCGGCGGCGCGGGCUGAUCGCGGCUGAUCGCCAGAUUCGAGUUCUCGGAGCUCAGGAUGGAGCUGGGGAGGCUGGAGUAUCUGCAGGCCCUCGUCACCGAGUUCCAGGUGACAGACAGCCCAGAGGCCAAGCAGCAGGUGCUGGCCAACCUGGCCAACUUCGCCUACGACCCCAGGAACUACGAGCAUCUGCGGCAGCUCCAGGUGCUGGACCUGUUCCUCGACAUGCUGGCGGAAGACAACGAGACCCUCGUGGAGUUUGCUAUGGGUGGUCUUUGCAACCUGUGCCUGGAUAAAGCUAACAAAGACUAUAUCCUGGAGGCCAGUGGAGUGGAGCCCAUAAUAAACUGCCUCUCCAGCUCCAAUGAAGAGACAGUCAUGUCAGCAGUCACAACCCUGAUGUAUCUGACAACACCACAGUCGUGCCAGCAGACCACGCCUCUCCCAGUGGUGGAGUGCAUGCUUCGCUUCUCUCUCUCGGCCAGCAGAAGGCUAAGCAAUCUGGCAACGGUCUUCCUGGAGGAUUACUGCACACCUCUGCAGGUGGAAGAGGCCAAAAACCUAAGCAAACACACAGCAGUAGGGAUUCCUCUCCCUAAGGACUGAAGCUGUCAGAGCAGCUUGGAGCUGUUGAAACGGGCACCUCCCUGUUUUCUCAGGUCUCCAACUAAUGCUCAGAAGAGUGUCAUGAGAAAAAUAAAGAAGGAAAUCAGACUAGCACUGAAUUUUAGUUACUACUGAGGAGGACAGUACAGCACUGUAGCAGGCCAAGAAUGCAGCUGAAACUGGAAGCAAAUAUUUUAAAUAAAAAAGGUCAUGGCUGUUGGACAGCAGGUUGCUGAGUGCAGCUCAGCAACAGCUUGCAAGUCUAACCCUUUCUAACAGUUACUUUUUCUCCUUGGAUCAUUGUUCAGCUUGUAUCACUUCCAGUUCCGGGCUCAUUUUCCCACAACUUUCCACUGUCAACUCAAAUGACUUUGAAAUGACCCAAACUUCAUUCUUCCUGCAGAAGAAAGGUGUUUCCCUGUCCUGGUAAUUUGCAAUUCUAAGCUGUAUUACUCUCAUUACCACGGGUGAGAAAGGUGCAGGUAGAAAAAGGGUUUAUGGCAUUUGUGUUCACAAGAAAAGCCUUUUCUUAGUAAAACAUUAACUUAACUGUUGUGUAAACAGUUUUGUGUAAGCUCGUAAAUAUUUCUCUACAACACUUGCAGCCCAGCCUCUGCCUGCUCUUACUAAUGCACGUGGGCCGGAAGUUGGAGCCACCUUGCUCUCCUUUCAUUAUCAGCCAAUCAUGCAACUUAAAAGCCAGGGUGGCCAACUGCCUAAAAACAUAAAAUGGUUUGGCCCUUUACCACAGUGCUUCCUGAAAGACAACACUGCGUGCCUGUGAGUUUGAGAGUUUUGCUUCCUCCCCCUUCACCUCAGCUUGAACUAUGCCAUACUGAGCUUAAAAACACAAAAGCCAACUGGGGUGUGACGGCUCCGCCGUGAGCAAGCAGCUCCUCCGUGCACACUGGGCACCUUUUUAGCAGACAGCCUGGCGUGCCCAAACUCAGUAAGUGAAGAUGUAACCACAUCUGCUGCUCAUGGGGCUUGCAAAGGAAAUACAACUUCACUACUUACUUUCCCUCUCCUAGGCCAGGAAACAGGUAGACCUAGUUUCAUGCACCCAGACCACGUUCCCUACCUGCUGUGUGAAGAAAGGCCAUUAGAGCAAAUCCAGUUUGACAGUCAGCACUGAGGGAGGGGCUUCUCCACACCUCACCAGGAAAUUGGGGCAAUUUCAGAGCUCUUCAGGAGUGAGAAGGCAGGCUGGCAGAUGCACAGCAGCUGUGCUGCACGCACCUGAGCUCCCGGCUGGCCCUGCCUUCACACCAGGCGUUCAGUCACCUCUGUCAGUUCAGGCCCUGACUUAGCAGUUCUGCCAUGGAAUCCAAUUUGGUUUUGAGAGGAGAAACUUUCAUUUCCUCUAUUCUGGUAAAACAGAUUGCAUGUAUCAAGCCGCAUUACACACUUCUGAGAAGAGAAAAUUGAUGUUUGACACUUUUCACGUGGAGACAGCAUGUGAUGGUACCCCCCAAUCAGGUGUAUGCACUCUCCUCUUCUGCUCCAUCCCAGCCCCGUUCAGAUUAGGGCAAGACAACUGAGAACUAUGCAGAACCAACUCACAAAAUAAAAUCCACGCAAGAAACAUUGCUUCAAAAUUUCUAUAUUAUUUACUUUAAGCAACAGUCCAGCUUCGUGAAAUUACAACACACACUUUAAAGAAUGAGAUUUUCACCUCAUGGUCAAGCACCAGCAUGAUCAUGCACAGCAUUGAGUCAGUUGUAUAUAAAAAAAAAAAAAAA
Molecule: messenger RNA, 2382 nt
Organism: Phasianus colchicus (ring-necked pheasant)
Lineage: Eukaryota; Metazoa; Chordata; Aves; Galliformes; Phasianidae
Gene: ARMC7
Product: armadillo repeat containing 7
Molecular function (GO): protein binding
Source: RefSeq, a predicted model, not a curated record